Molecule: messenger RNA, 1655 nt
Organism: Chelonia mydas (Green sea turtle)
Lineage: Eukaryota; Metazoa; Chordata; Testudines; Cheloniidae
Gene: CD38
Product: CD38 molecule
Exons: 8
Coding region: 374-1291 (305 amino acids)
Biological process (GO): positive regulation of B cell proliferation
Cellular component (GO): plasma membrane
Molecular function (GO): NAD+ nucleosidase activity; phosphorus-oxygen lyase activity
Source: RefSeq, a predicted model, not a curated record
GGCGGGUCUUUCACACUAGGCGACCCAUUAAUCUAUUUAGGCAAGGAAACUCCUGUGACACUAUCCUAUCACUGCAACACCCUUUAAUUUCACAGAUGCGGCUAAUAAGAUCGCAAAUGUGCAUAAACCGUCCCACUGCUUUGUGUAAAUUUUGUGCUCCAGUCUGAAUCAAUAGGGCUGUUCCUUUUUCCUCUGUGGUAUUUCAACCCAGCAAGCAGCAGGUCACGGUUAGCUUCCAAAUCAGUCAGUGUGUGAAGGCAGAGCGUGGGGGCAGGGCGGGGAGUGCUGUUUGGCACAUAAAAAAAAAAAAAAGCUACUUUUCUGUCGUGACCAGGAGAGCAGUUGCUCCUGCUGUUCACUAACUUUCUCUACGAUGCCCUUCCAAACCAGGUCCUCCAGGACGCGGCAGAGUACCGUCCUUUUAGUGGGCAUCAUGGUCCUGAUACUGACAAUUGUUGCUGUGCUGGCAGCUGUGCUGCUGGCAACUGGAACGAAAGAGACUAGCAUGCAGCUGCUACAGUGGAAAGGCAGAGGGACCACUAAAAAUCUGCAAGAAGUCAUCCUUGGGAGGUGUUAUAACUACAUCACAACAGUGAACCCGGAGCUGAGAGACAAAGAUUGCCAAAAAAUAUGGGAAACAAUGCAAAAGGCAUUUAUUUACAAGAACCCAUGUAAUAUUACAACAGAAGAUUAUCAGCCGUUACUGGAUUUGGCGAAUCAUACUAUCCCCUGUAACAAGUCAUUAUUUUGGAGCAAGACAAAUGACCUUGUUCAUCGUUAUACAAAAACCAAUCACAACUUCGUUACUCUGGAGGACACCUUGCUGGGCUAUAUGGCUGACGGGGUCUCAUGGUGUGGAAACCCUUCUAGUCCAGGAAUUAACUAUGAAUCUUGUCCAAAAUGGAGUGAAUGUGAGAGCAACCCUAGUUCUGUGUACUGGAAAAUGGCAUCCAAGAUGUUUGCAGAAGGAGCAUGUGGUGUGGUUCAAGUGAUGCUCAAUGGAUCAAUAGAUGCUGGAGCAUUCAGAAGUAACAGCAUUUUUGGAAGCGUUGAGAUCUUUAACUUAGACCCAGACAAAGUUUCUACAGUGCAGAUUUGGCUUAUGCAGAACAUCGGUGGACCUCCAAGUGAGUCCUGCACGGGUCGCUCUAUAACAAGGUUAAAAAGCAUCUUAGAGGAACGAAACUUGAGUGUCUCCUGUGAGGACAAUUAUAGGCCAGUUCAGCUGCUUCAGUGUGCAAGUGAUCCUGACCAUGCAGACUGCACACUUUGCCCCAAUAGUGUACAGUGAAACACACAGUACUCCACAUUGCUUAAAUCAUUCCUUAACUGUGUAUGAUACUGAACAAGAGUAUGUGUAUAUACUGUAUAGAGUACUAUAUAGUAUAAAUGUGUCUACAAACACUGUCUGUUACCAGAAAACCUUGCUGUGGCUGUUACACUAAUAAAUGAAAGAAAGGAGAUGAUAUUUUAGGUGCGGUUACUGUACACAAACACACAUACUGCCCACACUGGCUUCCCACCUCUUCAGCGUGACGGCCAAACAUAUUGUUUCAGAAAGGUCAAGAGGGCCACAGUAUAUUUUUUGGGUCAGAUUCUCAGCCCGGCUCCGCUCCCUUUAACCAGCGCAGGUGGUGCAAAGGGAACAGAAGCCA